AUGCCGUCAAUUCUUUCAGAGGCUGACAAGGAGAUCGUCAAGCGCACCGUUCCCAAGGCUGCCAACAAAAUUCAAGCUGUCGCUGUCGCUCGACUCUAUAUUGCCCAUCCGAACCGAAGUAAAUGGACUUAUACCGGUCUCCAAGGGGCCGCGGUCUUGUCCAACGACCUCGUCGGAAACACUUUUUGGAUUAAACUGGUCGAUAUCUCUCCUGCGAACAGGGGUGUGAUAUGGGAUCAAGAAAUCUACGACACCUUCCAAUACAACCAAGAUCGAACCUUUUUCCAUUCCUUCGAGUUGGAACAAUGUAUGGCCGGUCUAUCCUUCGUCGACGAAAGAGAAGCGAGGCAGUUCAAGAAGAAAAUGGAUGAGCGGGAAAAGAAUGCCAGCAAGCACACAAAAGCACAACCUUUUGCCUCUGUUGCCGGCGGUGGUCAGGUAUUUGUACCCGGCAGUUCUCAUAAACAUCAUAGCAGAGUGGGAAAUUUUCUUCGUGGCCACAGACACAGUUCCAGCCCGGUCCAGCUGCAACAGCCGCAGUCCAUCGCUCCUCCGCCUAUCUACGGCCCAGCCGGUGCAAGUCGUCCUCAGAGUAGUGCUGGAGCGGGAGGGAUUGACUUGGCUGAUCCAACGUGGAGGCCGAUAUUGGAUGAACUCAUCCAGAUGGGUAUUACUGAGGACCAAAUCGCCCAGAACGCAGACUUUAUCAAGAAUUACGUUCAACAGAAACAGGCGGAGGAAACGGCCAACGGAAUCGCACAAACUCUACCUACAGCUACCGAGAGCAGAUCGAGGGCCCCUCCUCCUCCUCCACCCCCAUCAGCACCUCCUUCGCGAAUAAGCCCGGAGAAUACUGGAACAACAACUUCAUCAGGUAGAAGAGGUCCUCCACCAGCUCCACCGCCGGCGCGAAGACCAGUGGGAGGUAGAGCACCAUCACCACCUCGAUCAACUUCUCCUCCAAGGACACCAUCUCCUGCGCCGAGUGCGCAACCAAGAUUCCGCGCUCCUCCGCCCAUCGCAGACGCCGGGAAAUUUGCAGUCAAAGAAGGCCCGGCCGUCCAUCCUUCAAGCCGGUCUCGGGCCUCAUCAGGCUCCCUUGCCAACCCAGGUCCUCCGCCUCCACCUCGUCCGCCGAAAUCACCAAUUGACGAAGAGCCUGUUGGAAUGUUCAAAGUGCCUCCUCCAUUUACUGGUGAACGAAAAUCUCCAGCACCUCCACCACCCCCGAGUCGUGGCCCUGUUCCCCCACCGCCUCCAAGUCGAGAUACUUCUACUCACACCGUGCCACCGCCAUUGCCGCCCAAAGCAGGGCCACCUACUCAUUCUACAGCACCGGUCUUCAAUCCCCCACUCCCCCCUCCACCGCCCGGCCGGAACAAUGCCUCUCCUUUACCACCUCCCAACACUCGAGCGGUUCCCCCUCCACCAACAGGAGCCGGAGCAGCAGCAGCACCUCCUCCUAUACCUUCAUCGCCCGGACCACCGCCUCCACCGCCUCUUCCUUCAUCUUCAGGACCCCCUCCCCCACCACCACUCCCUUCGUCCUCUGGACCACCACCUCCACCGCCUCUUCCUUCAUCUUCAGGACCUCCCCCACCUCCACCACCCCCUUCGUCCUCUGGACCACCACCUCCCCCGCCCAUGCCCGGAAAUUCAGGCCCAGCUCCUCCUCCCCUACCUUCCGUCGGUGGAGACGGCCGCGACGAGCUUCUUGCAGCGAUCCGCGGUACAGGAGGUAAAGCCGGCGGUGGAUUACGUAAAGUCAAGGAAAGUGAGAAACGUGAUCGUUCCGCAGCCAUGGUACCAGGUGCAGAGUCUAGUGCUUCCCCUCCCCCUCCUGGUGCGCCGGGUAGUCCAGCUGGCACUGCUGAUCAAGGAGGACUUGCCGGAGCGUUGGCAGCGGCUCUUAGUCAGAGAAAGAAGAAAGUUAGUGGAAGUGACGAUGAAAAGGAUGAUGACGACGAUUGGUGA
Messenger RNA from Rhinocladiella mackenziei CBS 650.93, 1974 nucleotides. RefSeq lists its product as uncharacterized. Gene Ontology annotation, molecular function: actin binding. The transcript is spliced from 2 exons. Bases 1 to 1974 code for a protein of 657 amino acids. The record is from RefSeq and is a predicted model, not a curated record. Lineage: Eukaryota; Fungi; Ascomycota; Eurotiomycetes; Chaetothyriales; Herpotrichiellaceae.